AUGGCAUCCAAAGAACCAACACGCCGCCCACGCUUCUCCAUCUCCACGCAACGGACAAUAACAACCCAACCGGCACCAUUCCCCCGACCACCACCACCCCUGGCGCCAACAAGCAGACCCGCCAAGGGCGUGAACGCCAACCCCGCGCCCAACUACACCGAGUCCAUGAACCGCGUGCAAGCGCAAUACGAAGCGACGCGGAAAGCCAUGCGCGCGCUGCGCAGCCAGUCCUCCCCAGCGCAACCAUCACAACCAUCACAACCAAGCUCCAAACCCAGCUCCAGCAAAGCCUUCUCCUCGCUCACCACUACCACCACCAACCCGACCUCUACCACUACCUCCCGCAACAACCCCCGCACACCAGCCCGCGCGACCCAAGAAGAAGCCGAAUUCGAAGCCGAACUCGCGCUAGGCCUAGACGCCAACGCGGGACUCGGGUUCCGAACCGCCAGCUCUAAAACCGAUCCCGGCUCCGGCGGCGGUCAGGACGCGCAGACGCAGGCUUUGCGCCGACAGCUGCUCGGGAAGCGGAACGGGAAGGGGGCGGGUGCAGGGGUAGGGGACAACAAGAAGAGGUGGGCGCGCAGGGAGGAGCAGGAGAGCAGCGACGACGAGCCGGGGCGGAGCGGGCUGGGGAGGGCGAAGAAGCGGUCGCGGCGGGAACUCCCACAGGGAGCGGAAGGGGAGGGGGAGGAGGAGGAGGAGGAGGUGAAGAAGGCUGAUGAUGUGAAGGCAGCAGAGGUGGGAGCGGGAAAAGAGAGAAAAAGAGAGGAUGUCGAGGUACCGGAUGCUCCUCCUGCGGCUUCUACUGCUUCUGCUGUGGGCGCGGCGGCGCCUGGGGAAGUGGGCAUGAUAAGAGAAGGGCCUGUAUCAGAUCAGAAGGAGGAAGCUGGGGGAGGCGACGACAAAGAUGCUGCUGCCAUCGACGGUGGAGACGCAGAUGGGAGCGCUGAGAACGCAGAAGAUACGGCAAAAGCGAAGAAGAAGCGGAAGAACAAGAAGAAGACACCGAAGCCAUAG
Molecule: messenger RNA, 1020 nt
Organism: Anthostomella pinea
Lineage: Eukaryota; Fungi; Ascomycota; Sordariomycetes; Xylariales; Xylariaceae
Source: the annotation of a GenBank genome assembly